ACGAUCCCAGAGACAUGUUGUAGGAGCCGACUUCUCCCGAAACCCUCCCCGUUUCCUAUUUCUCURUUUUCCGGAGUUGGGGAGUGACAGCGCCCGGCGCGAGCCCCGUGAGCCCCGAGCCCCUCUCUGUGCCCGGGACAGGGCUGAGACCCCCGAGCCCCGGUCCACACCUGGGACAGCUCUCACCGACCCCCGAGCUCCGCUCCGUGCCCGGGACAGCUCCCACCGAGCCCCGAGCCCCUCUCCGUGCCCAUCCAUGCCCGGGACAGCCGCUGGCACAGCGGGCACGGGCACUCACAGCCCCGGGAGCUCCGCGGGUCACGGCCCCGCCGGCAGCAAAGGUCUGUUCUCAAACAUCUGGCUAUGGCGAGCUGUCGCUGGAGUCCUGGCUGCUGCUGUCAUUUUGAUUUCAUGUAUUCAAUUCAUAAAUCCUUCUUCAGCCAAAAGCUUUGCAGUGUGUCAUCCCCUGGAGCCGUGUCCUGCAGGCUGGCUGUACUUCCAGAGGAAAUGCUAUUACCUGUCGGAGAAUGAGGCUGCCUGGAACUCCAGCCAGAGCCUCUGCUCGUCCCACAACGCUUCCCUGCUGGUGAUUGAGAAUCUGCAGGAACUGAACUUUAUGAUGAAGAUAACAAAGCAGGACCCAUGGAUUGGACUGUACAAGAGAAAUGAAGAGUUCUUUUGGGUGGAUGGAAAAGCAYUGGACCAUGAGCUGUUUGCAGUGAAAGGCUCUGGGAGCUGUGCCUACCUGGAGCCCAGAGGAGUGUCAGCCUCGGGCUGUUACCUGACCAGGAGAUGGGUGUGCAGCCUGAACAUUGACUCAGCACCGUGAGAUGGGCACAGCACCCCUGGCACUGACAGCUCUGAUAUCAGGAGAUGGGUGUACAGCACCGUGAGAUGGGCACAGCACCCCUGACACUCAGAGCUCUGAUCAGGAGAUGGUUGUGCAGCCUGAACAUUGACUCAGCACUGUGAGAUGGGCACAACACCCCUGGCACUGACAGCUCUGAUAUCAGGAGAUGGGUGUGCAGCCUGAACAUUGACACAGCAUCCCUGGCACUCAGAGCUCUGAUCCCAGAGCUGCAGGGGCUGUGUUUGCCUUUGGGACCAGGAAUGUGUCCCACUGCUGGAGGUGAAGGAGCAGAACUCUCCCUCCACAGGGGAACCCUCUGGUUUUAAAGGUUCAUUCAAAAGGCUCUGUUCAGCGUCUUGAUAAAUAAUUGCCCCGUUUCUUUUUGUUGUGCCAUCAGUAUUUCUUCCAUUUCUCUUGUAGGAGCAGCUCUCUUUCUUUCCCCUCUGUGUGCAGUUGGAGGUUUUUGUUUUUGUUGUCCUUUCCCCGCUCUGUGUGCAGGAUGGGUGCUGAGGSGUCUGUCUGGAGGAUUGUCAGUGCCUCUCAGAGGGAGGGAAGUGCAGCAAGGAGCUGCACUGCUGUUUAAGGCAGGAUCACAGCAGAUUGCUGUGUCCCUGUUUUAUGGGAUGCACUCUGCAUUGUGUUCCAUGUUUUGUUCAUGUUAUUUUGCAUUAAUCUCGUUAAAUCCCAUUUCUGGUGCUGUCAAUUUGAUUUGUGUAACUGCACUGCGCCUGAA
This is a messenger RNA of Malurus melanocephalus (red-backed fairy wren), 1583 nucleotides long. RefSeq names its product C-type lectin domain family 2 member L-like. The record is from RefSeq and is a predicted model, not a curated record. NCBI's taxonomy places the organism in Eukaryota, Metazoa, Chordata, Aves, Passeriformes, Maluridae. The coding region runs from base 257 to 829 and encodes 190 amino acids. The transcript has 5 exons.